Bradysia coprophila is the source of this 1859-nucleotide messenger RNA. RefSeq lists its product as uncharacterized. The record is from RefSeq and is a predicted model, not a curated record. Gene Ontology annotation, molecular function: protein binding. NCBI's taxonomy places the organism in Eukaryota, Metazoa, Arthropoda, Insecta, Diptera, Sciaridae.
AUACACAUCCAAAAAAACAGCUGAUGAAAAUAAUUCUUGUUGUGAUUUCUCAUCUGUGGAGAUGUUUAUUGUUUAUCGUUUAUUACAAGGAACUUUUCAUUCGGACGUAAUAGUGCAACUUUAAUUCAUAAAUUGAUUUGAAAUGGCCACAGACAACAUCGAAGCCUCACCUAUGGAAUAUAACGAAGAUCCUCCAAAAGAUGUGGAAAUGUUAAAAUUGCCCAUAGAAAUUAUCAAGAACAUUUUACUGUAUGUUGAUGACCACUCCCGACCUAAUGCCGCUCUAGUGUGUCGCACAUUUUAUGAAUUGAUUUGUGAAUUGGACCGAGACAAAAAUCCUUUAGAUCUGCUAUAUAGUGAGAUCUAUGAUGAUGACAUUUACAAAUCGCUGAUUAACUCUGGAAGACAAUUUAGUGAAUUGUUCGUCAAUUUGAAGGGUUGUCACUACCUGCACAGCAGCGAUAGAAUUGUGUCCAUAGCCAAGAACUUUGGCAGUCGCAUUAAAAAAGUAAAAUUUUGGUGUUCUCUUCAAGCGGAGACACCCAAAGUAACUGAUUUGGAUUUGAUGACAGUGUUAAAGUUCCUUCCGGACGUGGAAGAGAUAAUUUUAUUCAACAUUUACGUUUGUUCGGACUGCCAUCGUUCACCGAAAAGCGAACUGGAUUUGUACAAGUUAAAGAGAUUGGAUCUGAAUUUUUGCUCAUUCGACAAUACGUUGCUUCUGGAUCUCAUUCCGACGAAUGUGCUAACCGAUUUGGUGUUUACGUUCGACUCACUCGAUGAGACAAUUUAUCAGAAUUUCUUCAAUCGUCAAGGAAACAUCAAGAAACUGGAAAUUUUCGAAAAUGACAAAAUAAAUUUCGACCAUCUGGAACUGGAACACUUAAAGAUCAGCUCAGGCAUGGAUUUUGUAGUAAUGUUAAACCAACAGAGGACACUGAAGUACAUCGAUUUUGCUAUAAGUUGGAUUGAUGGAAAAGUGUUUGCGGCAGUACUGCAGUUGAAGGAUCUGGAAGUACUUCGAACACUCGUCGAUCAGGUGCCGUGUGUAUUGUUCAAGGAACUGAAACAACUGAAGCAUCUCAAGGAGCUUCGAAUCGAUUCACAUUGUUCGUUCGACUGUGGUCAUCUGCUUACGCUGAGUAUGAUGAACGAUAUGAAUUUAGAAAAAUUGACCCUAUACUAUGUGCAGCGAGACAUACCACCGGAAAUUUUCAUUCAAAUUAGCAAAAACUUCCUGAAACUGAGGCACAUCCAAAUAGUCAAUCGUUCCAUUCAGAAUCUUAUCACAAUAGCUCAACAUUUUCCGAACAUGGAGUCGAUACUCUGGGACUUUUCCGGAAUGUUUUACUCACCUGACAUACUGCAAAUCGAUGAUUAUAGCCACAGACACGAAAAUCUAACACAAAUCGUUAUAACCAAUCUUAACACAACGGAUGUUCAGAACACCCAGCCUCUGCUCAAAUUUUGUAAUUCUUGUCCGAAUUUAGAGAGAAUUUUUCUAUCAAAUUUGUCGGGACUGAGCUUAAGUGAAUUCGAAGAGCUUUUUACGCAGCAUCGAAAGUUAACCCAUCUGAGCCUGGAAGUUGAUUCGUUUGAAUUCGAUUACUUGGAUAUUGUUCUUGUGUCGAAGCUUAUAUCCGAUUUACAUCAUUUUCGUGCGAGUAAAUUGCUAUCUUGUCCCACGUACUCCGUGCUAAAAUGUUUGUUUAGAGAUUUCUUUCCAAAAAUCACACUGUACAAAUAUAGUACAGGUGAAGCAGAAUUGAUUAUGAAAAGGAGAAGAGCUGUGGAUUGGUAUUCGAGCUUUAACAUCAGAGAUCAUUUUUGAAAUUGUUUUUUUACAGAAGAAGAGAAAA